CAGAGGAGAGGAGCGGCCGCCAUGUUAACCAAGAAGCCCGGAGCCUCGGUCCUCCCGACGGGCAAAGUGGGCGAGCCGGUCUACUCUCCUGGUCACAGCGGCUCUCAGACGACAUCACCCAUCGCUCUACCUCCGCUACGCAACAUCAACCACAACCCCCUGACGGGAGGCUCUAAAGCCGCCAUGUCGGACUCUGUCCAGCUGUCGUCGCAGUCGCAGGUCCACGUCACCCAGCUAUACGAGGAGAACACCAACAAGCGUCCGGUCCUGACCUCCCAACCCAACGGCCUGGCUCCGCUAAGCUCCACCCGGCCGGGCCUGCCCCUGCCGGACCGCCAGACCUCGGCCUCGGAGCCUUCCCAUCACCUCCGCCAGGGCAGCGCCGCCUCCACCAAGUCUGCGGACACCAAGCCAAAGCCCACCGCCCUGACGCCGGACCAGUCCAUGAAGCAGUUCAUGGCCAAAAUGUCGUCGUUCGAACACCACGAGGUUUUCAACUAUCCUGAAGUGUAUUUUGUUGGUCCGAAUGCCAAGAAGAGGUCAGGAGUCAUGGGCGGAGCCAACAACAGCGGCUACGACGACGAUCAGGGAUCCUACAUCCACGUCCCACAUGACCAUAUCGCCUACCGCUACGAAGUCCUGAAAGUCAUCGGCAAGGGCAGCUUUGGACAGGUGGUGAAGGCCUUCGACCACAGAUCGCAGACCCACGUGGCUCUGAAGAUGGUCCGCAACGAGAAGCGAUUCCACCGGCAGGCGGCGGAGGAGAUCCGCAUCCUGGAGCACCUGAGGAAACAGGACAAAGACUCGAGCAUGAACGUCAUCCACAUGCUGGAGAACUUCACCUUCCGAAACCACAUCUGCAUGACGUUCGAGCUGCUCAGCAUGAACCUGUACGAGCUCAUCAAGAAGAACAAGUUCCAGGGCUUCAGCCUCCCGCUGGUCAGGAAGUUCGCCCACUCCAUCCUGCAGUGUCUGGACUCGCUGCACAAGAACCGCAUCAUCCACUGCGACCUCAAGCCCGAGAACAUUUUACUGAAGCAGCAGGGACGCAGCGGUAUCAAGGUCAUAGACUUUGGUUCCAGCUGUUAUGAACAUCAGAGAGUUUACACCUACAUCCAGUCCAGGUUCUACAGAGCGCCAGAAGUCAUUCUAGGCUCACGGUAUGGGAUGCCUAUCGACAUGUGGUCUCUGGGCUGCAUCCUGGCCGAGCUCCUGACCGGCUACCCGCUGUUGCCGGGCGAAGAUGAAGCAGAUCAGCUGGCCUGCAUCAUCGAGCUGCUUGGCAUGCCCAGUCAGAAGCUCCUCGACGCCUCCAAGCGAGCAAAGAACUUUGUGUCGUCCAAAGGUUACCCGCGGUACUGCACUGUUACGACGCUGCCCGACGGCACCACCGUGCUGAACGGCGGCCGGUCGCGGCGGGGGAAGGUACGCGGCCCGCCGGGCAGCAAGGACUGGAGCGCAGCGCUGAAAGGCUGCGACGACCCGCUGUUCCUGGAUUUCCUAAAACAGUGUCUGGAGUGGGACCCGGCGCUCAGAAUGACGCCCAGCCAAGCGCUGCGCCACUCGUGGCUGAGGAGGCGACUCCCGAAACCACCGGCAGGAACCACCACGGGGGAGAAGACCUCCUCGUCCAAACGGGGAACCACAGACGGCGGCAUCACUUCCAUCUCCAAACUAACCGCCACCUCUGCAACCACAACGUCCUCCUCCUCCAAAACCAGGACUAACUUGGCAGCGAUUACCGACGCCAACGGAAACAUCCAGCCUAGGACGGUUCUGCCAAAGCUGGUCAGCUGAGAGUGAAUGCACCCCCGCUCGCUGUGGUGGGAAAU
Molecule: messenger RNA, 1832 nt
Organism: Scomber japonicus (chub mackerel)
Lineage: Eukaryota; Metazoa; Chordata; Actinopteri; Scombriformes; Scombridae
Gene: dyrk2
Product: dual-specificity tyrosine-(Y)-phosphorylation regulated kinase 2
Exons: 7
Coding region: 22-1797 (591 amino acids)
Biological process (GO): peptidyl-threonine phosphorylation; peptidyl-serine phosphorylation
Cellular component (GO): nucleus
Molecular function (GO): protein serine/threonine kinase activity; protein serine/threonine/tyrosine kinase activity; ATP binding
Source: RefSeq, a predicted model, not a curated record